UCAGAUGAUGACCUCACUGAUCACGGGGACUCGGCUGCUCUUAGCGGGCUCCUCUGCCGCCUCUCAGCCCGCGAUCAGCACCGCGCCGGGCCGUGGAGGGAGCCCCGAGCUGCCGGCAGCACCGACGGUUUCCUCCCGGAGCAUCCGCUGUGCUCCGCGGGCCCCCGGCCGCAUCUCUGCCGGGGCCAGCCGGCGGUCCCCGGGCCUCCCACCGCUUCAGCAUCUGGACCCGGAGAGGGUGGCGGGUGGCGGGGAGGGCUCGGACCACGCAAUCAGGUGUUGUUGGAUGAACGGCAGCAGCAGCGUCUCCACGGCUCAGAGCACCAGGGUCAAGACUGAACCAGAUGACUGGAGUAAGGAGGACUGUCUGACUCUGCUGGAGAGGAUUCGCACCCUGUUGCCUGACGGAGACGCCAUGAAGUACAAAACCACCGAGUCGCACUUCGAUUGGGAGAAAGUUUGUUUUGGCGGCUUCACCGGCGAGAUGUGUCGCCUGAAGUGGCAGAAAGUCUCGUCUGAGGUCAGGAAGUACCGAACCAUGACGGAGCUCAUCGUGGACGCCAUCGAGUUCGUGAAGAACCCGUAUAAAGGCAAGAAACUGAAGACUCACCCAGAUUUCCCGAAGAAGCCUCUGACGCCAUACUUUCGCUUCUUCAUGGAGAAACGAGCCAAAUACGCCAAAAUCCACCCAGAGAUGAGCAACCUGGACCUCACCAAGAUCCUGUCCAAGAAGUACAAGGAGCUGCCCGACAAGAAGAAGCAAAAGUACAUCACAGAGUUCCAGCGUGAGAAAGAAGACUUCGAGAAGAACAUGGCUCGAUUCAAGGAGGAGCACCCCGAGCUGAUCGAGGAGAGGAAGAAGUCGGACCUGCCGGAGAAACCCAAAACCCCCCAACAGCUGUGGUACAACCACGAGAAGAAGACCUACAUGAAGCUGCACCCUGAGGUGAGUCAAAAGGAGCUGAAGGAGGCUCUGAGGAGACAGUGGUCCCAGCUGUCCGACAAGAGGAGACUGAAGUGGAUCAGCAAGGCGCUGGAGCUCCAGAAAGAUUACGAGGACAGCAUGAGGGUGUACCUGGAAGCUCAUCCAGACGUGAACUCGGACGAUCACGUGCGCUCCGUCCUCACCAAAGCCGAGAGACAGCUGAAAGACAAGUUCGACGGCCGGCCGACCAAACCUCCCCCAAGAGCAUCGUGGGGUCAGAUGUUGGAGUCCUGUGCAGGAGGUCAGGACUCCGUGCUGGUGGUCAGGACUCCGUGCUGGAGGUCAGGACUCCAUGCAGGACGUCAGGACUCCGUGCAGGAGCUCAUGGUGAACAUGAAGGACGUGCCGAGCACGGAGCGCAUGGUGCUGUGCAGCAAACAGUGGAAGAUGAUGACGCAGAAGGAGAAGGACAUGUUCCAGAAACGCUGCGAGCAGAAAAAGAAGCAGUAUGACAUCGACCUGCAGCGCUUCCUGGAGAGUCUUCCAGAGGAGGAGCGUGACAGAGUCAUGACUGAGGAGAAAAUGGGUGGGGCCAAAUUGGGUGCAGGCGUGGCCUCGAGCCCCCACAGAGCCAAGUCUCCAUCAGUCAAGGAGCGGUGUCGGGAGGCGGAGUCUGAGCCGUGGGUCCCUGCUGGAACGCCAAAAGAAAGACGGGACGGGAAAAAGACGGCAGCAGCAAAGCUUCCAGAGACGCCAAAGACGGCGGCGGAGAUGUGGCAGCAUAGCGUGAUUGGCGACUACCUGGCUAAAUACAGAAGUGACCGCAGGAAGGCCCAGGCAGCGAUGGACAUGGCGUGGAACUCGAUGGAGAAGAAGGAGAAGAUUCUGUGGAUCAAGAAGGCGGCAGAAGACCAGAAACGUUACGAGAGGGAGCUGUUGGAGAUGAGGACUCCAGCCGGGGGUCAGCGGAAGCCCAAGUUUGACGGCGAGCCGAAGAAGCCUCCAGUGAGCGGCUACCAGAUGUUCUCCCAGGAGCUGCUGACCAACGGCGAGCUGAACCACUUCAGCCUGAAGGAGCGGAUGGUGGAGAUCGGGAAACGCUGGCAGAAGCUGAGCCAGAGCCAGAAGGACAAGUACAAGAAGCUGGUAGAGGAGCAGCAGGUGGAGUACAAGGCGGAGCUGGAGGCCUGGGUCAAGUCUCUGUCUCCUCAGGACCGCGCCGUCUACAAGGAGAUCUCGUCUUCGAAACGUCGCAGCACCGCCAAAGUUCGCAGCAGCCCCGUAGCUAAAGUCCGCGUGACUGCGAAGGGGAAGGCGGGAAGCUCAAGAGCUGCGACACCCGGAGUGGCGGUGAGCAAGAGGGCGAUGGCGUACCGAGCCAAGCAGGACAUGUCUGACUCGGAUGAAGAGGAGGAGAAGAGCGAGUCAUCGGACUCCGACGAAGACGACGAGACGUCAGGAAGCACAGACAGCGACGACGAUGAGAACGACGAUGAGGAAGACGAGGACGAUGAAGACCAGAGCUCCUCUGAGGAAUCCAGUGACUCCGACACAGACUAGCUCCACCCCUUCCUCCUCAUUGGAGAGGACAGGCUGUGCAGGCCACACCUCCUCACAGACCAAUCAUCCUGGCAGACCAAUGAGAGGACGUUACGCGGCACCGGCCCCUCCCGCCUUCCUCUGAAGAGGGCGGAGCCUUUUGUUACUCGUGUUUGUUUUUUAUCGAGUGUGUGUUGGUUUUUAGCAGAUGGGCGGAGCAAAGCUCAGGUGGGCUCAAGUGUCCUUUUCACAAAAUGGUGAAGGCAGGGCAGGGGGCGGGGUUUGUACAGUUGGCAGGUGGGGGCGCAAUGAGCAGCAGUUCAGGUUCAGCCGCCCACCUCAAAUUAUUAAUAAAUGCACUUUUUUCUCA
Molecule: messenger RNA, 2834 nt
Organism: Neolamprologus brichardi
Lineage: Eukaryota; Metazoa; Chordata; Actinopteri; Cichliformes; Cichlidae
Source: RefSeq, a predicted model, not a curated record